AUGAGUUUCUUUGCGAUUUGCGCUGAAAGCCAGCCUUCUUCUUCAGAUGCCAAUGGUGUUAAUGAUAACACCAUCGAUUUAAGGACGGAAAGUAAGUUUUGUUUGUUAUUGAGGGAUGUUGUCUCUGGUUUUUAAAGAGACGUUUGUUGAUAAUAUCGUGAUGAAUAUACCUAUUGAAUAUUGUGAUAGAGAUAAUGACGGAAUAUUACAAAUAUAUCCCUGUAAUGUCAUGAUAAAUAGAACUAUCGAUAUUGUCUUAGCUAAAAGUUCAUUUUUCAGCAUUCCCCUACUAUUCCGAGCACUUCCACGACCUUCGACAGUACAUAACCGACGUCCGCAAGCAGCUCUACCUCAAUCCAAAGCCUCACCGAGAAUAUCUACCCAACCUAGGAUCUCAAGAGUUCUCCGAUGCCGCCCGAUCUCUAUGUUUUGGACCAGAAAACCCGAUUCUGCAAGACGAGCACCGCCUUCUAGGUAUUCAGACGAUUGGCGGUUACGGCGCGAUAGUUGUAGCAACUCAUUUUAUAAAGAACAAUUUGAAAUUGAGCCGUGUUUACGUACCAUUACCUACGUGGGAGGAGCAUAUUGGUAUACUUGAGAGGAAUGGAUUGGAAGUUUGUGCUAUGACAUGGAGAACGAGGGAUGAAGCGGAACGAGGAGAGUGCAGACUGAUUAAGGAGGCUAAAUUAAUGCCUAAACAGUAAGAUUUUUGUAGGGAUUUAUAUUGUUUUAGGUAUUGAUAGGAUAUUAAAAAGAAAAACAAAACUUCUAAACCUUCUUUACAGCUCAGCGGUUCUUCUUCAAGCAUCCUGCCACAAUCCUACUGGACAAAACUUGACCAAAGCCGAAUGGCAACAACUACUUGACAUUUUCGAGGAAAACGAGGUUUUACCAUUAUUCGAUUUGGCGUAUCAAGGCCUCGGUAGAAGUCUAUCCGACGAUGCAUGGCCAAUCCGUGAAUUUGCGAAACGAGGAAAAGAGUUUUUGGUUGCUCAAUCAUUCUCCGCUAACUUUUAUUUGUUUGGUAAGGGUUGAAGGUUAAUAUGAGUGUCUUUGAAGGUUAAUAUGACAAUAACAAAUAUGUUUUGUCAUCUCAAAGCCAUUUUUCAAUUGUUUAAAGCUUUAAACACAAUAUUUCCCUUUCAGACGAAUCCCUAGGCCAUGUGAUAGCUGGCAUGGCGCCAAACCAUCCUGACAGCCAGAAGACAUUCCAGAACCUUCACUCGGCUUUUUCUCGGAUUGUACAAGUAAAAUGGGCGAAUCCAGCCUUCUUCGGAUGUCGAUUAGUGACAGAAGUUUUGACAAACCCAAGUUUGCUCGAAUCGUGGAAAAAUGCUCUCAAAAGUGUUAGGAUGAAGCUGCAAAAAGAGAGGAACAAGAUGAUUACGGGGCUGGAAGCAGACGAAAUCGCCAGCAAAUCAGAAGGAAUUUAUGUUGUUUUGAACUUAAAUGGUAUGUAUUCCUUAAAUACGAACUCUUGUUGGACAACUCAUCUUUUUAAACUACAUAAAUUAGUGUUAAACUUCAAUAGGAAGCCCAAUCUGAAUCUACCGAUACCUAAGUCAUUUCAGAAUCCCAGAUUUUGAAGCUCCAAACUGAUUUUAACAUCCUCAUGGACCCGAAUGGAUCCAUCAACAUGACCUGCUUGAAUAACAAAAAUCGUACUCGCUUUUACAACGCAGUAAACGCCGUCACUGUUACUGACACUAAAGAUAAGGGCAAACAACAUGAAGAUGAUGUACCAUUAAUUUUAAGCUACAUUUGA
Messenger RNA from Bursaphelenchus okinawaensis, 1765 nucleotides. The record is from the annotation of a GenBank genome assembly. NCBI's taxonomy places the organism in Eukaryota, Metazoa, Nematoda, Chromadorea, Rhabditida, Aphelenchoididae.